Molecule: messenger RNA, 717 nt
Organism: Chaetomium strumarium
Lineage: Eukaryota; Fungi; Ascomycota; Sordariomycetes; Sordariales; Chaetomiaceae
Product: kinase-like domain-containing protein
Exons: 3
Coding region: 1-717 (238 amino acids)
Biological process (GO): protein phosphorylation
Molecular function (GO): ATP binding; protein kinase activity
Source: RefSeq, a predicted model, not a curated record
AUGCCACCCGUCAUUACGAGUUGGAGCGAACUGGCCAAGUCAGGUCUUUACGAGACGUUUGACAAAGAAACACACGAAUUCCUCUACACGGCAUUCACUGUGAUUGACGACGAUGACGUCUUAUACUUCGGUCUACUGCGGAUACCAAAGCUCCAGAUCACGUUGGACCAGGCCACAUCCGCGCUUGAACGGGACGCCCAGAUAACACUUGCUCCGGAUGACGUGGACCUCAAGGCCUACUACAUCAAGCGACCGAGGCUGAACAUGUACUACGAAUACAAGAAGGACGACUGCCUCAUCCACACCCCCGGCAUCAUCCGCUAUCACGGCUGUCGCGUCAGGAGGGGUCGCGUCACGGGGCUCGUUCUCGACAGGCAUCCUCACAGUCUGAGGGAUUAUGUCCAGGACGGGGUGGGCCAGACCGAGAAGGAACCCUUCAUGGCUGCGCUGGAGUCAGCCGUCCGGCACCUCCACUCGGCGGGCUUUGCUCACAACGAUAUCAGCCCGGCCAACAUCCUCGUGGACGCGGCGGGCAUGCCGGUCCUGGUCAACUUUGGCUCGAGCCGCGAGAUUGGAAGAAAGCUUGGGCCCUCGCGCGGGACGCCGGGCUGGAUUGACGGCGAUCCUCUUAAUUACGAUACUUCGGAAGAGCGUCACGAUUUGUCGGCGAUUGAGAAGACCAGGGAUUGGUUGGAUAAUCCUACAUUUGAUGACUGA